Messenger RNA from Pelagomonas calceolata, 1259 nucleotides. The record is from the annotation of a GenBank genome assembly. Lineage: Eukaryota; Pelagophyceae; Pelagomonadales; Pelagomonadaceae.
GGGUGAAAAAAGUGGACGUAGAGAUCGAAGCAGUAGGUCUCCGGACCGUAGAAGUGACGCUUCGCAUCGCUGCUCGCUGUAUCUAACACGACAGCGCCACUCGUCGGCCAUAACUGCCGCUGCACAACACCACCACCCAGCACAGCCCAAAAACACAUGCCCCCCAAGCCGCGACUGCCGCGCCGCCGACCGCAGGACGAGCCCGACGGUCCCUGGGACCUCUGCAUCGUGCUCACGUCCAUCGCCGGUUUACUGACGCUCUUCAUCUGGCUCGCGGGUCACGAGCUCGGCGCGGAGAUUGUGCACGACCUCUGAAUGUGUCUGGUUUUUGUGUGGCGGGCGCCGGCGCCGGACGAGGUUUGUGAGGAGUGGGAGCACGAACUCGCCAAACGCUACCGCCUCGUCAUCGCGUCGAACCGCGACGAGAUCUUAUCAAGGCCCGCGGACCGGCUCGGGCGCUGGCGCGACAACGAGAAGGUGGUCGGCGGCCGCGAUAUAAGUGGAGGUGGCACGUGGCUAGGGAUGUCUGACGGUGGACGCUGGUCGUGUAUUCUGAACGUCCGCGAGCCGGAGCAAGCGCCGCCAGAUGCCCCGUCGCGCGGCGCGCUCUGCGCGAAUUUUCUGCUCGGCGAGUCAACGCCAGAGGAAGCGGCGCGCGCCGCCGUCCGCGACGGCGCGCAAUACGCGGGCUUCAACGCCGUCUUCGGAUCAAGUGAAGACGCCUGGCACGCGUGCAACCGCGGCGGUGGUGUCGCAGAGAUGCCGCGCGGGAUCAGCGUGAUCACGAACGCCGCGCCCGGCCUGGACGCGGCCUGGUCGACGGCGGAGCGGGGGCGCGCACGCUUCGCCGAGGCGCUCCGCGACGCUGCGGACGACGCCCUCGUGGAGGCGUUGUUUGAUGUGCUCGCCGACGGCACGAAGCUACCGCUCUCGCCGACGCGCAUGCCUCCAAGCGUCGAGGACCGGCUCUGCUACGUCUGCGUGCCGCCCGUCGAGGUCUCCUCGAACAAGUUCUGGGGCACGCGGACGCAUACGGUGUUCCUCGUCCGCGCGGACGGCUCCGUCACCGCGGUCGAGCGGAGCCGCCUCCCGGGCGAGUCGGAUGUGCGCGAGGAGUUUUCUAUUUUCUAACGUCGUGAUGUUUUUUUAAUUUUUCACCGUGACGGUGUACUCCUAUCACGAGUCGCACCUGUCGCCGGAAGACGCCCCCCACCACGCCGUCGACGCGAAUCACUAGUAUUUUUUUUUACCCGUCUACC